This is a messenger RNA of Funneliformis mosseae, 789 nucleotides long. The record is from the annotation of a GenBank genome assembly. NCBI's taxonomy places the organism in Eukaryota, Fungi, Glomeromycota, Glomeromycetes, Glomerales, Glomeraceae.
AUGGAGCUUGAGCAUACAAUUGAGAGGUUAUUAGCAAAAAAGAGCAAAUUUAUAAAGUUAAAUAAAACUAUUGGUAAGCUUCCUGUAACUGUUGAAUCACCAAGAGGCAUGUUUUUUGAAGAUAUGUUUGAUAUAUGUGUGAUAGAACUCGCGCAGUUAAUUGUAGAUUUAGAUCCAACAAGAAUACGUGAACUUUGGUGUAUUUCUUCUAUUAAUAAAAAAAGCAAGCAUUUUAUUGUAUUAUAUGAUAACACUAUGCAUCUGUGUAUAUGCUUGACAUUAAUUAAUCAUGGUCUUGUAUGUCAUCAUUUUUUUGCAAUAAUGCUUGUUUCUUCAAUUGCUAAAUUUCAUAUUGGACUUUUACCACAACGUUGGUAUACAAAUGUAUUAGUUAUAGAGGCAGAUUCAACACUUUCAAAUGUACCAGCAAUUUCAUUGUUAUCAAAUAAUGGAUUUGCAAUUGAAACAGGUAGAAUAGAAGAGUUUUACAAAAUAUAUGAUAAGCUUAUCAAAGAGAUGGAAUCUAAAGUGACUCAAAUUAUACAAGACAAUGAAAUUACUGAAUUUGCUUGCAAAAAAAGACAAGUGGUUGAAUGUAAUCAGAAUAAAGAAAAUAGCAUUUAUGAUAAUGACCAUAGAGAAUUGCCACAUAAAAGGCUUCGAAAAGCAUUACAAGAUAAUUUAAAUACAGCACAUUUAGAUGAUGUGGAAUUUGUAGCCAAAAAGGCCAUAAUGCAUGAAUUUGCUCAAAUAAUAAUUGAGUUAAGAACUAAAUUUGUAGCUUAUUAG